Molecule: messenger RNA, 1455 nt
Organism: Calidris pugnax (ruff)
Lineage: Eukaryota; Metazoa; Chordata; Aves; Charadriiformes; Scolopacidae
Product: ARL14 effector protein
Exons: 4
Coding region: 203-985 (260 amino acids)
Cellular component (GO): intracellular membrane-bounded organelle
Source: RefSeq, a predicted model, not a curated record
CCGCUCUGGCCCGCCGGAGCAGUGCUUCCGGUGCUCUGUGGUGAGGCGGAAGGCGGCGGUUAAUAUCCGCUGCUGCCGGGGAGAACGUAGAAAAGUUCGGUGCCCGCGUCCCCGGCGGAAGAAAGUCCGCGGCAAGAAACUGUUAAAGACUUCAAAGAAUUAAUUUUAGGCAAAAUAAGUGAAGUUGUUCAGAUAAAGUAAAAUGGAUCCUUGUUCAGUUGGAGUUCAGCUUCAAGCUACCAAUGAGUGCCACAGGAUCUUUUAUACUCGUCACACUGGCUUCAAGACUAAGCAAGAUCUGUCUUCAUCUGAUCUACUGUUACUUCAGCUUAGGACUGGAAUAACCCUUUCAGAGAACAAUACAAUCUGCUUCCACCAUGCAAAAAUUUACAUUGAAAGAUUUGAAGACUUACAAAAGUCAUGUUGUGAUCCCUUUAACAUACACAGAAAACUAUCGAAGAAAAACUUGCGAGCAAUUGACUUGGAUGACGCAACUUUUCUAAGUGCCAAGUUUGGAAGACAGUUCGUACCUGGUUGGAAGCUUUGUCCCAAAUGUAUGCAGAUAAUCAACGGAAGCGUGGAUGUUGAAUCCGAAGAUCGCCAGAGAAGGAAACUUGAUCCUGACGGGCGUACAGCUAAGGCUUUAAAGUCUCUACAGUUUGCUAAUCCGGGACGACAGACUGAAUUCACUCCUGAGACCAGUAAGAGGGAAAAGAGAAGGCUGCAAACAAAAACUGCAUCAUUUAAUUCAGACAGGCAAGUUAUACCAGCCAAGAGUAAAGUCUAUGAUAGCCAGGGCCUGCUGCUUUACAGCGGGAUGGACCUCUGUGAUUGCCUCGAUGAAGAUUGCCUGGGGUGUUUCUAUGCUUGCCCCAAGUGUGGCUCCAACAAGUGUGGAGCAGAGUGUCGCUGCGACCGCAAGUGGCUGUAUGAGCAAAUUGAGAUAGAAGGAGGAGAAGUAAUUAAAAAUAAACAUGUUGGUUAGCGUGUAUGUGCAUUGUUUAUUCUAAGUAGAUAUUCCAUGCUUUGAUUAAGGUCAGCACAUUCAUCAUUUAGUGGUUUAAUAAAAACCAUUGAAUUUAUCACAAUUUACAGGAUUAAUGUGUUCAGUUUCACGUUCAUUUUCAGCAUGAUUAUGGAAAUACUUUUAAUCAUGCUACUGUCUUUUCACACUUCAUUCUACCUUGUAUUCAGUCUUGUCAGUCAUCUAAGAAGUUCUUAUUGAACAGUCGUUCACUGUAAUUAAGUAUAAGGAGCUGCAUUUUCAUGUGGCAAAUCCUGAGCCACUCACCAUUGUUUCCUGUACUGUUUUGUAGAAUGUACCAUGUCCGUGUAUCCCUCAUUUUUCCUUCUCUGUUUCAUGAUCUCAUGGUUUUAAGUUUAUUUUAUGUGAAACGCUCUUAAAAGUUCUCAGUGAAUUUACAUGCAGUAUUAAUAAAGCUCUCUCCAGUAUUA